Messenger RNA from Chlorella variabilis, 1053 nucleotides. RefSeq lists its product as hypothetical. Bases 1 to 1053 code for a protein of 350 amino acids. NCBI's taxonomy places the organism in Eukaryota, Viridiplantae, Chlorophyta, Trebouxiophyceae, Chlorellales, Chlorellaceae. The transcript is spliced from 2 exons. The record is from RefSeq and is a predicted model, not a curated record.
AUGAACGACGCUGCCGCCACGGAGCACGUGUGCGGCUUGCUCCUGGCUAACGGCACGAGAGUUGCGCUGGUGGGCAACGGCCCGCUCAGCGAGCACGACCACGCCGCCAUCGACGCCGCCCCCACCGUCGUGCGCUUCAACGAUUUGUACCACAUGCGGCGCGGGGAACGCAUCACAUUGUGGGUGCUCACCACCAGCCAGGUCCAGGCAUCGACAUUCCGCACAGCAAACAGACUGGCGAAGGGCGCGCAUGCGGCGCUGCUCUUCACCAACCGGGCCAUCCAGCCUGCCGACGAGGUGACGGCAGCACAGAAGGCGCUAGGUGUGGGCAGGCGGCGAGUGGCGGAGGUUCGCUACAGCUGGCACAACCCCUUUGCGCGGCGGGUGGGCGAGCUGCUCAACAUGAGCGGCACCCGCGUGACCACGGGCUUCAGCACGCUGAACCUGGUCCUGCACUGCCUGCCGCCCGAGGGGCGAGUGGACCUGUAUGGCUUUAGUUUCAUGGUCCGCCCCGGCGCGAUCAAGCGCGGCAUUCACAGCGGGGACAUGGAGGCUGCGUUGGUGCGGCUCGCGCAGCACUUGCUGCCAGACCGGCUGCGCAUCCACGAGACGCCGGAGGACCUGUCCCGCUUGGAGCACCGCGCGGCGGCGCUGGACGCGGCGGCGCCCUGCGCGCGCUGCGCUCGCCCGCUGUCGGCGCCCGCCCCCGCCUCGGCGGGGCCCUCGGGCGGCGCCCUGCCCCGCCUCUACCUCUUCCCCACCGGCAACGCCUUCCACGCCUCCUGCCUGUGCGCCGAGGCUGCUGAGCUGGCGCCCGCGGUGCAGCGCCGCCGCGUGGCGCGCCUGGUCGAGCGGCUGGCGGGCCUGCCGGAGGGCGCCGCCGCCGCGCCCGCCACCCCAGACUCCCCCGCCGCCAACGUGGAGGCGCUGAGGCAGCGGCUGGAGGAGGAGGUGGCUGUGGAGGACCCGUAUGAGGGGGAGGUGGUGGCGCGGCACCUCACCCGCCCCUUUGUGGCGCCAGAGGAGGCCGCCGCAGACAGCUGGGCGCUCUAG